AUGUCAGCGACAUGGAAUAAAUCCUCUCCGUGCUUUGCCGAGGCUCUGCAGAUAUUACCUCCAGGCGUGGAAGUGGCCGUGUUUCGACCUAAAGUCGAUGAGCUUUCUCUUCUGAGAAUUAACAACGUUAGCAUGGCAAGAAUCAACACGACUCAAAGGGUAUCGUGUCUUCUCCUCGACAAUUCUUAUCCCCACUGGGACGGCUUCCUUCUCUAA
Messenger RNA from Closterium sp. Naga37s-1, 216 nucleotides. NCBI's taxonomy places the organism in Eukaryota, Viridiplantae, Streptophyta, Zygnematophyceae, Desmidiales, Closteriaceae. The record is from the annotation of a GenBank genome assembly.